GCCAGAGGGUAAAACCGUUUAAUUCAGUAAUCCACGUUUGUACAUYGGUAGUAUUUAAGAUGUGUGAUAUCUUUAAAUUCACGCCAACAUCGCCAUCUGUUUCCACACAACUUGACAAAAUGAUGGACAGUUUCAUUUUGUGUUGACUUUGAAAAUGUCACUUACGUAAAAGUUGUAUUUGGACGCCUAGUAUUAACAUGGUCUGAACUCCCUCUACUUUACUAACCAAAAAACUUGAUAUAAGGCGUUGGUUACAUAACGUGUAUAAUGGUCAAAUUUAAGAGGUAAAAACUUCCAAAAGAUAACUUUUAUCGAUUUCUUUUUUAACAUUAUUGACACAAAAAGAAAAUUUCCGUUUGGAGCAAUUUUGUUCCCCUGAGGCGGCAAAAGGAAGUUCAAAUCAGUGAGCAAAAACGUUUUUGAUCGAUUUACUGUGUGGUUUAAAAGCAACGGAGAAGAUUUGUAUCAGCCCGUGGUCUGAUUUCCCGGAAAGAAAUAAGUCGGUGUUUUUGUGGACCAGCUGCCAAAGUAGGAGAGACGAAGCUCACAUGUCCACUUCCAGUCUUGGCAAACCAAACGCUUCCAUGAAUAUYAACGAGUCGACGAGUCUUACUACUUGCAGCCAGCCCACUACUGUUGAAAAUAUCGCCAAUGGRUUGUUUCUUAUCUUCAUAGCACUGGUUACAGUAGCGGGAAACUCUUCGAUUUGUUUUGCUAUAUUAUGGAAYAACUCUCUACAUAGAUUUACUAACUAUAUCGUCGUAUCGUUUGCUAUUUCGGAUUUAAUGGUGGGGAUUUUUUCGCUGCCUUUUCGCAUCCAUCAAACUUUACACAACACGGCGUGGUGUUUAGGCGAAAACGCAUGUAUCUUUUGGGUCUGGGUCGACCUGUUUUGUCGAACUGCCGCUUUUGCAAACCUUGCUCUCAUAGCAUUGGAUCGGUUUAUAGCUACGAAAUAUCCMCACACAUACCAUCGUAAAAUCACUACUUGGUCUGGGUGUUGCUGCCUGGUCAUUGUCUGGYUGGAUGCUCUUAUCGUCUCUACGUCAAGUCUAACUAACUGGACUUUACCUGAUGCAUUGGUCUUUGGUCAUAAUAAUCUUGGCUGUUCCAAGACACCAGACGCGUAUUUCUACACGUUCUCUGCAGUGGUAGGGUUCUUUCUACCUUUGUGUAUUAUUGGAUUAUCGUAUUCAUAUGUACUAAAGGUAGCAGUAUCAAACUGGAAAGCAAAAUCUAAGGCUGCAGUCAACCCCAUACCACCCCCCAUCGUAGAUGGAAACAGAACUAGUGAUAGGAUAGCUUUAGUACGUGAGAUCAAAGCAGCACAGACUCUUGCAAUAGUCAUUGGAUCGUUUUUGGUAUGUUGGUUGCCAGUCUUUGUMAUUGUUCUUGUGUUAUAUUGGUGUUCGACGUGUUUCAAGGGGGUUAACAAACCCGUUAAYAUWAUCUUUGUUUAUAUUCUUCCUAACAUCACUAGUGCCUUAAAUCCCAUUAUUUUCUUCAUCUUCAGCCGUAAACUCAGAGAAGCUUUUUUAAAGUUUUGUAAUUCGAUAACAAAAGUAGUGAGUCGCUAUUAACAAACAAUUAAAGCAGUUGUAUAAACCAAAAUGCAAUAAAAGGUCCAACAAUCAACA
Exaiptasia diaphana is the source of this 1637-nucleotide messenger RNA. RefSeq names its product alpha-1A adrenergic receptor-like. Gene Ontology annotation, cellular component: dendrite; membrane. Gene Ontology annotation, molecular function: G protein-coupled serotonin receptor activity; neurotransmitter receptor activity. The record is from RefSeq and is a predicted model, not a curated record. The transcript has 2 exons. NCBI's taxonomy places the organism in Eukaryota, Metazoa, Cnidaria, Anthozoa, Actiniaria, Aiptasiidae. Gene Ontology annotation, biological process: G protein-coupled receptor signaling pathway, coupled to cyclic nucleotide second messenger; chemical synaptic transmission. Bases 549 to 1580 code for a protein of 343 amino acids.